This is a messenger RNA of Corticium candelabrum, 4208 nucleotides long. RefSeq lists its product as uncharacterized. Bases 742 to 3681 code for a protein of 979 amino acids. The transcript is spliced from 10 exons. NCBI's taxonomy places the organism in Eukaryota, Metazoa, Porifera, Homoscleromorpha, Homosclerophorida, Plakinidae. The record is from RefSeq and is a predicted model, not a curated record.
CUCAUCUGGUAAUUAGUAUCUGCUGUACGGCGAAGUUUUCGUUUCUGUGUCUGCUGCAGGUGCUGCUGGACUUUGUUCUGGCUUUAGGCGAGUUCGUUUGCUCUCACGAGUUGCGUGGCAAGAGAAGCGCGCAGGUUGUACGUCUUCUUGCGCGACAACCUUGGCAGGUGAGUUGUUCUUCGCGAAAUUGCUUAUAGGCUCGUCUGGACGUCAGCUACAGCGUUAAAGCUAGCAACACGACGAGCAGUCUGUCCUACACUUCACUGGCUUCCGUACUGUCACGUACGGAAGUUGCGUGAUCAUGCACUUCCUAGUAUGUCACUGGUGACGGUGAUAUCCUACGUACUGUACGUCAGUAGCCAAAGUGAACAGGGUUUGACGUACUUUUGCGAGAGAGAAGAGUAUGGGCUAACGAGGUAACGUGUUGUGCGUGGGUUGUGGACGUUUUUGCGUGGGGUUUGUUGUUGUCAACUGUUGCUUUCAGUUUGAACGUUCGUCAGGGCCGCCUACGUCGACAUAUCAUCUUUUGGUAGAAAGAAGUGGGCUAACGAGGCGAUCGACGUCUUGUGUGUGAGCUGUAGAUCAGGUAGACGUUGUUGCGUGGGGCCAUGGGGUUUGUUUUGUCAACCGUUGCCUUCAGUUGUCUGUAUAUAUAGUGCUUUGUAUCUCUUGGUUGGGAUAGUUUGCAGUUGUUUUUUCACUGUUACGUCGUCCAGCUCUAAAGCUAUACAUUAUAUUUCCAUGGAUGUUUGUUUUUUGUGCUGCCAACCUUUCAAUAGUGAAUGGCAGCGUAAGAAGAGAAAGAGACUUUAUGGUGGCAGCUGUGCAGAAGCAAGAAGACAGUUGGAAGAUGUCAGCCUGAACUCUUUGGGACUCCCACUAGCUACUUACUGUCAGAGAUAUGAAUCAGAUGAGUCCAUAUUUCUUUGCUGUAAUUGUGAAAAGAAGUUGACAGAUUUGGCCAAGUGUACACAACGCAGCCAUGCUCUGAAGGGAGAGAUUGAACAACUGUUGACUAGUGUAGCAACAACAGUUACAAGUGGAAGUCUAGCCAAAAGACCCCAUCUGGACACAACUGAGACAGGCAGCUGCACACCUGAGCAGCUGAGUCCUGCAGGAGAGAGUGCUGUGACAGGUGCAGCAGGGUCUCCAAUUGUUCAGACGCCUAGUCCUAGAUCCCCAUGUUUACAUUACACCAACAAGUCACCUGCAGUCACAGUAACUGUCCAGUACAGACGUGGUUCAAAGAUAUUCAAACUUAGGACUCCCAGGAGAAGGCGUGCUGUCAAGCAGUGUGUUCAGAAAUCAUUAUCUGCAAUGUCUAGUUUUAUGCUACAGUCUAGAAAGGGAGCUGGUGCUGCAAUGAGCAGCCUUAAGAAUAUGAUCGAACGAGAAGUGAAAGGGCUACGAAAGCUGAACAAAUCGACUAUGUUCCUGGGCGGCAAAGAAUCUCUCACCGACUUUUGCUGGGACAAUGUCUGGUUGGAGUUGCAUAGGUAUGCUCCCACUCUGAUGGACGUUCUGUCAGUUUUGGUGUUAGACCCGACAGACAACAAGCCAAUGGUCUGCUUGGUGGCUGCCAUGGUACUGAAGCAGAGAUACAAACACUUCUCAAUAGUUCAGCGUGCUAUUUCUUUAUUGCUCUAUGGAAAUGGAACUUCGAAGCAGGUUUACAAUUGUUUGCAACCACUGAUGGUAUGUUUGUCAUACCAAAGCACCAUCGAGCUGGUAGAUGUGUUGUCUCAAGAUUGGGAUAAGGAAGUUCGUCUUUGGUCUGACCACUGGAAAGCAUUAACCCUAGAAUCUCAUCCUCCAAGGGAUGGUGGUUCUAAUCUUCCUUUACUUGACACAGAACCGGCUGCAGGUCAAUUAGAGGUAUCUUCUGAGAGAACUAUAUCCCCUCGAACUUUCAGUCCUCUUGCAACAUUGAGUGACAUCAGUGACUCCAGUCCUUUUGCAAGUCAGGAGUUGUCACCAUCUUGUCACGGAGACAGCAUGGUUUCUGAUGAAGUAAGGUCAGCUGGCCAGACCUGGACUGGUUUCAAGGUAGUAGGCGACAACAUAGAUCGCAACGUGAGACCAGCUUAUCAACGAAUGGAUCAUAGGACCCAGUCCUAUCAUCAUUUCCACUCAGUAGCCAUCAAGGAUCGUGUUGACCUUUCCUCUGCAUCAAACGAGACUCCGCAAAAGAGACCGUUAGACCUUAAAAGUCUACUGUUGACCACCAACGAUGUCAAUAGACUGAAAAGUGAUUUCAAAGUCCUAUUGUCAAGGGUUGUAGUCACAAGAAUGUCUGAGUUUUCUGACCAAGCAGAAGGAGUGAACUGGCAUAUUACAUGCAAGUAUCCAAAUGAAAUGGCUACUAAAUCCACUGUGGUGCCUCUGGGAGUACUGCUGCUAAAUGAGAAUAAACUCCCAGAUAUGUGCAAAAUCUUGGAAAUCCUUCAGCAGUACGUUCCAUCUGUCGCCGUCACAAGAUCGUACCAUGUUGGCCAGGUGAACUUAACACUGGAAGAUCAUGACUUUUCUAAGGUUUUGUUAGGUGGUGACCAACUGACAGCAGCUAGGGCUAGAGGAGCUGCUGCUUUGAGAGACGGCCACAACACCAGUCAUGACCGUCUAGAAGGAUUUGAGGCUGUAAUAGAAGAUUGGCAUGCACGAUUAGCAUUUGCCAAGGUCAUCUGGAAACGUUUGUAUUCGGGGAAGUCUGGACAAGAUAAGGGGACCUUGUAUCAGCUGAAACAACUAAUCAACAGAACUGCUGUUCGUGCUGACCCAAGCAAGGAUUUGAAAGCUGUAGAAGAUUUCUUUUUUCUUGUUUGGCAAGCACAUGUGGUUGCCAGUGCCAAGGUUGUUCUGACCAAAGAGAUCAUCGUUGCAGUUGAUGUUCUGGCUGAGAAGAUGGUUGAGAUGUUUGUUGAACUAUAUCCAUCAGGAUUUCCUGCUCAUCCUGAUGGUGUAUACACGUACGGUCUAGAAGUAUUCAACCUAGGUCUGUUGUAUCACGGUUUUCAUGAUGCAAUUCGAGAAGGUGAUGGCGAUCGUGUAAUUUUAUAUUGGAAAGCACUUUUGAUCAUAUUCAGAACAUCAAACUGCCACAACUACAGCAAAGAGGCAUUGCUUUUACUUGUGCAACAACAAACCUUGCCCGAAAGAUUGGCAAUGCAAAUGAAAUGGUCAAGGUUUGUAAAUAACAAAGGUAGAACAGGAUGUAACAUCCCUUGCGAUCUAGCAAUGGAGCAUCUGAAUCGAAGACUAAAAUCCAUUCUUCACAACAUGGGAGCUAAUAUCCAGCCUAGCUCGAUUGUUAGAGCUGCCAAGAGCAUUGGCAUAGUUGAUAGUAUAUGUACAACAUUUGAAGAAUCUCUUCACAUCCAUCCUGCUUCUGCCCAUCAUCCGGUGCCUACUGAUUACAAGGAUUUCAACACUGUUUUGGAUGUGCUACUGGACAAGGACGUUUUCCAGAAAAUGGAUGGAAAAAGGCAACAUAGCCAGUUCAAGUUUUCUCAUACACUUUUUGUGCAAGGAGACAGGGACAAAAUUGUUAAGUGGAUGGAAAAAACAUUGGGUCAGAUGUUUCAUAGCAUUGGAAUUGAAGAAGAAGAAGAAGAGGCAUCGGCAACCGAAGAUGAUGAUGGUGAUGAUGAUGAUCCAACAACUGCUGGAAUGACUAUUGUUUGAAAGCAGUAUCUAUAUAGUCUCAUUCAUCCAAACAGCCAUCCUUCUAUACAUUCAUAUACAUUCAUAUACAUUCAUACGGUAUUACCUUGCAUGAUAAUGCAUUACGUUACUAGCAGACAGAGACAUUUGCGCACCUGAUGCAUGCACGCUUGACACUUGCAGUCACUGCAGAUUUUAUACUGUGUACCUUUGAUGUUAUUGCUGACAUAUCUUUGUCUGGAUUGUACAGUGUUACAGUUUGUCCCCUUGUGAUAAAUAUAAUUUCUAUUAUCUCAGAAAUGUGUGUCAGAGUGUGAUGCCUGGUGCUUGUCCUAGAGUUUUAUGGGAGCAUAGAUCGACAGAAAUACUAUAUCUAUUGGUAUAUAUACCGUCUACUGUUUGCUAGUUAUAAGCAUGGCCUAAUGUGCCGCAGUAGUGUGUCUUGGAUUGCAUGGCUUUGGAUUGGCUUGCAUUCACUACUCAUAGAUCUCAAGACCAUCCACUCAUUUUUCAAUAUCCUCGUUUUAAUUAAGAUCUGGCAAACCUUU